UUUCAACUCCAAUAGAUAGAUUGAUAACUUGAUUUAGCAUGUAACAUGAUAUCAAGCAUAUAAUACAAUAUCAGUAGCUGUCAUGUACCCAGCAUCAACAUCAAUGGGGACCAUCAAGGGAGCCUUGAGCUUUCUUGAGCAUCUGAAUACUGAGGAACUCAAUCAGUUUUACAAUGACUCCAGGAUUGAAGACUUGGUGAAGGACAUACCCCAGGUUAAGAACUUAGAAAGCGAGAAAGAAGUUCUGAUGGCCAGCAACAAGUCACUUGCUGAGUUCAACCUAAAACAUGAACUUCCACUAGGCAUGGCAAGGGAGCGGCUCAUUUCCAAGAGUGAAAAAGCUCAAGAACUCCUUUCUAGGGUGGAAAGGAAAAAGGUUGAACUUGAGAGUCUAUCUGAAGGGCAGUCUUUGGACACAAUACAUGCUCUCAUGCAAGCAGCUGCUUCUGAAGCUGAUGGAAAGAGCGAAGACCUGGUGGAGAAGUUUCUAGAUGGUUCUAUGGAUGUUGAGACCUUCCUAGAGAAAUACCCAGAAGUCAGAAAAAUGGCUCAUCUUCGAAAAGUCAGGGCUGACAAAAUGGGAGAACUGCUGGCCCAGCAAGAGGGAAAUCGAAGAUACUCCUCAUCCUUGCCAGGUGCAUUUGCGAAUAUGAAUGUGCUAAGCAGUGCCUCACCUCCUUAUCCCUUGCCUGGGAGUGUACCCUAUCCUCUGAACCCAACUAUGCCAAUGCCUGCAAUGCCAUAUGUAACUCACAGAUGAACACUAUAUUUCAUUUUGAAGGAUUUCCAUUUUACAUGUUGAUAUUGCUAUAAAUGGUUGCCAUUUCACUGCUGG
This is a messenger RNA of Darwinula stevensoni, 835 nucleotides long. Lineage: Eukaryota; Metazoa; Arthropoda; Ostracoda; Podocopida; Darwinulidae. The record is from the annotation of a GenBank genome assembly.